Messenger RNA from Gossypium raimondii (Peruvian cotton), 643 nucleotides. RefSeq names its product NAD-dependent protein deacetylase SRT1-like. Gene Ontology annotation, biological process: regulation of phragmoplast microtubule organization. The record is from RefSeq and is a predicted model, not a curated record. NCBI's taxonomy places the organism in Eukaryota, Viridiplantae, Streptophyta, Magnoliopsida, Malvales, Malvaceae. The transcript is spliced from 2 exons. Gene Ontology annotation, molecular function: microtubule binding. Bases 16 to 399 code for a protein of 127 amino acids.
GGUGAAUGUAGGAGAAUGUCAUUACCAGCAACGUUAGUAGGGGAAACAGUGGGUGAAAUGCUUCAAGCAAAUCAAUUUGCAAGACAGAUCCUAGCUGUUGUUGAUAACAAAACCAAGAAUACUUCUGCGGAUCCUAAAACUCCAUUGACUGAACACAGGAAGCAAAGAUGUCAAUUUUUAAAGUCUCUGAUGGAAAAGGAUGAUUCGAAAUGCGGGCAGAAUGCGGUGGUGGAGAGGAAAACCAUAUUAGUCCCGAAAAGUGAGACCAUAGUUCAUGCAAUUGUUAGGAAUGUUAAAACAUUUGACUACCAAUUAAGCAAUGGUGAUAUGAAGCCAAUAAAAAAAGGUUUGAAUGGUUUGAAAACAACUCGGAAGCAGCGAUCCAAAGGAAGCAAGUGAAAAACGAGACUGUAGAGACUUGAGAGACAAAAGUGUUUGUAUAUGAGGUAAAAUUGGAUUAGAUGGAGUGUGUUAUAUAUAUGUAUAUGGGACUGAGUGAAUUUUGAUAGGUAUUAGCACUCGGAUCUCUAAAAGCCAGCAUGGUUAGUGUAACAUCAUCACCCAGUUUUAUAGGGACAAGAUUUUGGAUAUUAUCUCAAACGUUUUAAGGCCUAUUAACAUAUGGCAUAAAUUUUAAGCACAA